Messenger RNA from Ochotona princeps (American pika), 290 nucleotides. It is a transcript of the gene CCL22, whose product is annotated as C-C motif chemokine ligand 22. Gene Ontology annotation, biological process: cellular response to tumor necrosis factor; immune response; cellular response to type II interferon. NCBI's taxonomy places the organism in Eukaryota, Metazoa, Chordata, Mammalia, Lagomorpha, Ochotonidae. The coding region runs from base 9 to 290 and encodes 93 amino acids. The record is from RefSeq and is a predicted model, not a curated record. Gene Ontology annotation, molecular function: chemokine activity; CCR chemokine receptor binding. The transcript is spliced from 3 exons. Gene Ontology annotation, cellular component: extracellular region.
CACAGAACAUGGCUAGCCUGCAAGCCUCACUCCUGGCUGCCUUCAUCCUCCUUGCCAUGGUGCUCCAGGCUGCGGAGGCAGGUCCCUAUGGUGCCAACGUGGAGGACAGCGUCUGCUGCCGGGAUUAUGUGCGCCGACCCCUAAAUCCGCGCGUGGUCAAGCAUUUCUAUUUGACUUCCAUCUCCUGCCGGAGGCCUGGCGUGGUGUUGGUGACCAACAGAGACCUGGAGAUCUGUGCUGACCCCAGGAUGCCCUGGGUAAAGAAGAUCCUCCGGAAGCUGGAUGAAUGA